Molecule: messenger RNA, 2081 nt
Organism: Schizosaccharomyces octosporus yFS286
Lineage: Eukaryota; Fungi; Ascomycota; Schizosaccharomycetes; Schizosaccharomycetales; Schizosaccharomycetaceae
Product: GTPase activating protein
Exons: 1
Coding region: 531-1934 (467 amino acids)
Source: RefSeq, a predicted model, not a curated record
CUUAUUUUUCAAAAUUCUCCAAAAAAACUGGACUCCUAAAGUGUUCAUAAUGUGUAAAUUAAAACCGUCCAGGUAGUCUUGGUUGAAUUCCUUUCACUUUACUUUCCCAUUACUUUUACAAAAGUUGCUAUACACUAAUAGGAGAUUGAGUUGAAAGCUAACCUUCUUUUACUUGAUUUUAUUUCUAUUUUUGUAUAAAUUAAUAAUUAAAUGCUCGUUACUGUCUAAAUUCAAUUUUUGGAGAUUUGUUACCAUCGAAGCAAGAGCGUGUUGCCAACAGACUAACAGACUGCGGUUUUAAUUUCAAUUUGCAGGUUUUGUAUUUUAUACUAAUAUCUGAAAGAGUUUACUCAACUUUGAUUUCGUUGAUUUACAGACGUUCAAUUUUUGCAUUUCACCGGUCUCAAGAAAAAAAAGCAGGUUUUGUAUUUUCUUUAAUACUUUCGCUUUCACCGAUUACACGUAUAUCUUCAUCGGUCUUUCGAUAACCAAGGUGUCAUUCGCGUAGUUUGUUAAAAAUUACAAAAACAAUGGAAUCACUUGAAAGCGUUAGUACGAAUAAUGGAUCUUCGGUGAAGAAAAGCUGGUGGUGGAGUACGAAGAGGAAGGGAUAUCAAGCUCCAGGUCCUUCAAGAAGUAGCUCAUCUGGAAGGAGAUCAUCAGAUGAAAUAAUUCCGGAUGAAUUAGUUGUUCUUGAUGAGUCCUCCUUAUGCAACGUUCCCAUGGAACUUCCUACAGGCGUGUCUAAUGAUAUAGCUUCAAAAACUUUUUCUAAGCUCUCUCGUGAGGACCAGAUGCUUAGUUUACGACUGAAUUCUGUUCAUGAAUCAAUGUUCAAGAAAGUUCCGCGUCAAUUUACGGAUGCCCUUCUUGAUCCUGGUCCUCCAAGUAAGGAAAAGCAAGCUGUUCUCUCUGUUGGUAGACCCUCUUGGCUUCCUCCCAAGUCAAAAGCGGAAGAAAAGCGACACCUGCGAGAGUUUGAACAAAUAAGGAAAUCCGCUUUAAAGCACGAUAAACUAAAUGAAAAGGAAAAGAUAAAACAAAUGGAACAACAGAGAAAAAAGAAUCAACAACUUAUUCAACUUUGGGAUCGUUAUAUCUUUCGUUAUUGGCCUGAUAGCCUUACGUCCUCCAAAGUAGCCGGUGUUUGGAGAGAGGGUAUUCCUUUGCGUAUUCGUGGUAAGGCUUGGCAAAAAAUUAUUGGAAACCCCCUGCAGUUAGAUUACCAAUCUUUCUUUCUUGCAUGUGAAUGUGCAAAAAAAAUCGCACAUUCCAAUGAAAAUAUUCAGACACAAGAAACCAAUAUGUUCCGUUAUGAUAAGAGUGCCCUCGAAGUGGAUAUAGAAUGCACGAUGCCCCAAUUACAUUUAUUUCAGAAAGGAGAGGCACUUCACAAAGAUUUGGUACAGUUAGUUUCGGCUUUCUCGGCGUAUCGAUACAACGUCCGUUAUGUUCCUGGUAGUACUUUUAUUGGUGCCUUGUUAUUAUUAAAUAUGAAUUUGACAUCUGCUUUCAAUGCGAUGGUUAACCUUUUGGACCGUCCUUUUAUGCAAGCGGUUUAUACUCAGGAUAAAGAAGCGUUGGCUUCGUUUACAAAUUUAUUUUUAAGUUCUUUAAAGAAGUCACUCCCAGAAUUGGCAACUCAUUUUCAAUUCACUUUACAAAUUCAACCAGAUCAAUAUUUAUAUCCUUUAUUGCAAAGAUUUUUCAUUCCCAUGAACUCGGUUGAGAUUUCCUCUCGAAUUAUGGAUUGUUAUCUGUUUGAAGAAGAUCCAUUCUUGAUUAAAGUCUUUGUGGCAUUGUUUUCGCAAUUGAAAUAUAAGUUGCUAGAAACCGAUUUUCGUUUAUUGCAGAAUACUUUGUUUUAUCAACGAUGGGAGCUUGGUGAAGAGGAUGAGUUUAUGAAAAAUGUAUUCGAGGCUUCUAUCUCUUAAAACAAUUUCAAAAGUAAAACUCAUAUCUUUAUUUAUUUUGCAUAGGAUAAGAAUUGCUAGUUAUACCAGAAUACUUUAAGUGAAAAUAUAUUGAGUAUAGAAUUUAUUAUUGACAGAUUCACAAAUAUAUAGAAAACAUACGUCAGG